AUGAACACCUACCUAUCUCACCCUUCCUCCCUUUCCUUCCACUCCAUGCCUGAACCCCCCUCCUCCAUCACCUACCACAACCACAACCACAACCACAACCACAACCACAACCGCGACCUCGCUCUCCAGACCUAUCUCGCUCUGCACUCCCAGCACGAAUCCCUGAUCCAACACCUUGACGAACUCCGCCCUUCCAGCCCUUCCACCUCCCCCACGCGCUCCGGCCCCCACCAUUCGCACGACGGCGGCCGCUCCUCCCCGCUCCCUCGACAGCGUCAACGCAGCGGAUUCGGUUGUAUGUCCGCUACCGCCACCGCCACCGCUCCCACCUUUGGCGGCAGUUCUUCCUCGCUUGCCAGCUCGUCGGUGCUGGAUGACCAGACACUGCUGCACCACGCAGCGGAAGUGGCGCUGGAAGAAGCCAAGCUGUGCGAUGUCAACGAGGGCAUCAAGCGCACGCUGACGGAGCUGUUGAACUGCGAGGCGACGAGAGGGGAAGGGAACAGGCAGUUUCGGAGCUGGGUGCAGGGACGGUUGAUGGAGGCGGAGAGGGAGUUGAGGAGGGGAAGGAGGAGGAGGAGUGCGGGAUCGGCUUGUGGGGGUGAGUAA
Molecule: messenger RNA, 609 nt
Organism: Neurospora hispaniola
Lineage: Eukaryota; Fungi; Ascomycota; Sordariomycetes; Sordariales; Sordariaceae
Exons: 1
Coding region: 1-609 (202 amino acids)
Source: RefSeq, a predicted model, not a curated record